AUGGACAAACAAGCCUUCCGAGAAGAACCCCCGUUUCCCGAGGGCACCUGGCGUCUAUUUGAGGCCUGCAAGCAUUAUGGGUUCUUUUACCUGAAGCUGGACCACAGUGAGAAGGGCCAGCAGCUACUCGACCUCAAGAAGGUCUUUGACCUGCCUUCCGAGGAGAAACGUCCUUACGAUACGGGCCAGUUUCUAGGAUACACUGCCCCUGGCGGAACAGUCAUUGACCGUAACGGCACUCGAGACCGCAUGGAAGUAUGGAAUCUCGGGAAAGACGAUAUAAUGAAGCCCGGCUACAGUAUACCCAAGCCGCCUCUCUUGCUUGACAGUCAGAAAACCCUCCAGUCCUUCACGCAGAGCUGCCAUGAAGUUGCUUUGACCAUCCUGGCCGCCCUGGAAUCGCUCAUCGACCUCCCAAACGGCACAUUCGCCGACUUGCACCGACUUUCCGCCGAGUCCGGAGACCACGUCCGGUUCCUGAAGGCUCUUCCUCAACCAGACACGGACCGUCGCACCGCGCUGGGUGAGAACACUGACUUCGGCAGCAUCACAGUUCUCUUCAACCGUCUGUCAGGAUUGCGCGUGCUCGAGCCUGGCCGUCAGUACGGCGAGAACCACUGGGAAGAAUGGCCGUGGGUACAGCCACAACCCGGUCAUGCGAUCAUCAAACUGGGGGAUGCGUUGGUGAAGUUCACAAACGGCCUCAUUCGCUCGAAUUUGCACCGCGUGGACCCUCCCUUGGGCAUUCAGAAGCUCGUGGAUCGGUACUCCCUCAUCUACUUCUCGAGACCGCGCAACGAUGUAGUGCUGAAGCGCCUGCCUGACAGUGGGUUUAUUCCAUCGUUAGCAGAUGGAGUUGUGGAGGAAGAGCUCACGAGCAAGGAGUGGAUUGAGCGACGUGCAGCUGGGAAGCGUCACGGCAAGUUCAAGGGCCCUGGCACGGAAAAGGCUUCUCCUCUCGUUGUAGUCUAG
This is a messenger RNA of Aspergillus eucalypticola CBS 122712, 972 nucleotides long. Its product is annotated as 1-aminocyclopropane-1-carboxylate oxidase. The coding region runs from base 1 to 972 and encodes 323 amino acids. Gene Ontology annotation, molecular function: dioxygenase activity. The transcript is spliced from 6 exons. The record is from RefSeq and is a predicted model, not a curated record. Lineage: Eukaryota; Fungi; Ascomycota; Eurotiomycetes; Eurotiales; Aspergillaceae.